Camelina sativa (false flax) is the source of this 1370-nucleotide messenger RNA. RefSeq names its product agamous-like MADS-box protein AGL66. Gene Ontology annotation, biological process: positive regulation of transcription by RNA polymerase II. The record is from RefSeq and is a predicted model, not a curated record. Gene Ontology annotation, molecular function: protein dimerization activity; RNA polymerase II transcription regulatory region sequence-specific DNA binding. Lineage: Eukaryota; Viridiplantae; Streptophyta; Magnoliopsida; Brassicales; Brassicaceae.
UCCAUACAUUUCUCAUACAUAUACGCACUUUUGCCUCCAAUGAUCAGAUUCUCGCAUUCACGCAGAAAAAAGAAAGAGAGAAGAAAGCAGAAUCUUUGAAUUAGUUAAUGCUGUUGAUCGAGUCAGAAAGACAUGGGCCGGGUGAAAUUGGAGAUAAAGAGAAUAGAGAACACGACGAAUCGACAAGUUACGUUCUCGAAAAGACGAAAUGGUCUGAUAAAGAAAGCUUAUGAAUUGUCCAUUCUUUGUGACAUCGACAUUGCUCUCCUCAUGUUCUCUCCCUCCGAUCGCCUUAGCCUCUUUUCCGGCAAAACAAGGAUCGAAGACGUUUUCUCAAGAUACAUCAAUCUUUCUGACCAAGAACGAGAAAAUGCUUUAGUAUUCCCCGAUCAGAGCCGACGCCCAGAUUUCCAGAGCAAAGAGUAUCUACUCCGGACUUUGCAGCAACUCAAGACUGAGAAUGAUAUUGCUCUUCAGCUCACCAACCCUGCGGCUAUCAACUCCGACGUCGAGGAACUUGAGCAUGAAGUUUAUAAGCUACAGCAACAGCUUCAUAUAGCAGAGGAAGAACUAAGGAAAUACGAACCAGAUCCAAACAGGUUUACAACAAUUGAAGAGUACGAAACUUGUGAGAAGCAGCUUACCGACACCUUAACACGUAUCGGUCAACGACGGGAACAUAUAUUGAAUGACCUAUCCUCAUACGAAGCAUCUGCUAUACAACAACAGCAAAACAUGGGUGGACCUUUCGUAACCGACGUCGUUGGAGGCUGGCUGUCUGAAAAUGGGCCAAAUCAAGCCCAUUUAUUCGACGCAUCAGCUCACUCAGCGAUGUAUGAAACGUUGUUGCAAGGAAGUAGCUCAAGCUCGAACCAAAACAACAUUAUGGGUGAAUCUAACGUAUCGAAUCAUAACGGUGACAUGUUCCAAGAAUGGGCUCAGACCUACAAUUCUACUACGGGCCAUAAUCCCUCAGCCCUAUUUCCUCCUAUGCAACAGCAGCAGCAUCAGUAUCAGCAUGGCCUGGUGGGUUCCUCCAAUGUGGAAGAGAUUGAAAUCCCGAUUAUGAAGGAGGAGGCACAAGCAGACCACGAGGUCUCCGACUAUCAUAUUAUGAAAAGGGAGGCACAAGCAGACCACGAGGUCUCCGACUAUGAUAUUCGAAUGCCUCAGCUCAGUAGCCAAUAAUAACCUUUAGAAAUUUCAAUUUACCAUAUCUUAUUUACAUAUUUAUACGGUUUUGUCAUUUAUCAUAAGGUUUUACUUAUAUACAUUCACAUAAACACAAAUUUUCAACACCUCAUGAUCUUUAUCGAAUUGUAUAUUGUAUUUCGUACACAGCGUUUCUAUAGAAGAACAAUAUGUAUGAA